Messenger RNA from Piliocolobus tephrosceles (Ugandan red Colobus), 4838 nucleotides. RefSeq names its product MOB kinase activator 2 (gene MOB2). Bases 3221 to 3841 code for a protein of 206 amino acids. The transcript is spliced from 5 exons. The record is from RefSeq and is a predicted model, not a curated record. Lineage: Eukaryota; Metazoa; Chordata; Mammalia; Primates; Cercopithecidae.
UAUUGCCCAGGCUGGUCUCAAACUCUUGGGCUCAAGUGAUGGUCCCUUCUUGGCCUCCCAAAAUACUGGAAUUACAGGCAUGAGCCACCAUGCCUGGCCAGUUUUUAAUAUUCUCCAAUGAGAAAGAACCAGGGCACCCUGGAGAAGGAUCUGAUUCCCGGGCCAGGGCAGGGAAUGCAGGAGGAGCCUGGAGCGCCCUGCAGUGCCAGGAAGUCAGGACGUGCCCCAGAAUGAAAAGUCUGUUGAUGGGGGCGCGUCAGGGGACCCAGCAGCCGAUGGCAGGAGCUCCCCAGGGCCAAGGACGGACAGUGUGAUUCGCAAAACAAAGCAGUGUUGUGUUCUAGCUCAGAGUGCAGCCUCAAUAGCCGUGACUUCAUCCCAAUAUAAACAAAUGGCUGAGUAUAUAAACAAAUGGCUGAAUAUAUAGACAAGUGACUGAGAAGAGGCCACUGUCUGGUGCAGAACUUCCAGUAAUUCCCCUAGCUACCCCUCCUGUCAGGGUGGUAAAGGGUGGUCCCUGCCCCUUCAGUGUGGCUGCAUGCAGCAGCUUCCUUCAAGAGCGCAGUGCGGGACGGGAAAUACGAGAGUAUCUUUGCAUGGGGAGACCUGACAGUCACAACCUCAGCCAGGAGGUCGGGCGGCACCUCCCGCUAUGAGCCGCGCUGACAGGAUGGGCCUUGGGCACGGGGCGACGAGAGGGACGUUUCCCUCUGUGCUCUUCCUCCCCACACCCACAGCCCAGCCUCAUCAUGAGGAGAGCAGCACGUGGAUCCAGUCAGGUGUGGACCUUGCUGCGUCAAUAUGGAUUCGUUCAUUGUUAACGAACAGGGCAUCCUAGUGUAAGGGUUAGCAAUAGGAAGAGUGAGUGUGGGGCCGUGGGGAUUCUGUGUUUGCAGCUUCUUUGUAAAUCUAACACUUUUCUAAAAACUAAAAGCUUAUUAAAGGUAAAAUAACUUCCGACACAGACACAUGGCUCGUGCCCCCUGCCUCAUCCCGCCUUGGUUCCGACUGCUACCCGCUGCGCGGUGCCUCUGCCCCGCUCCUGUGCUCUCUGUUCCUGGCCCUGGCUAUGCCCGGAAGGUGCCUUUGCUCUUCCUUUUCUGGGGUGGUGGGGUCAGGCCACACCGGCACCUGUCACUGGCCUGUGGGCCUCUGUGGCAGCUCCCCGUGGAGUCUGCAGGGCCUGCUCCGAGUCUGCUCCUCUUCCCAGUGUGGUGUCUGUAGCUCAGUGUCUGUGGGUUCCGGCUGCCCCUCCCCCUCCCCCCACUGCACCCCCUAAAUUUUGAUCAGUAGGAAUACCUACUCCCUGCACGUGUCCCCCAGUGAACAAACACAGAAGAAUGUGGACGUUCCUCCGCAUGCCAGCCCAGCCCUCUUAGGACAGUGGCACAAGCCACAGAGCUGCCAUGUGCUGACCAGACCCACUGGGCACAUUGGAUGUGCUCUGCCCACCCUACCCGGCACCUUGUCCUGUUUCCCUUCCCCCAUGCCACCCUCACCACUGCCUUGCCUCGUUGUCUGGCUUCUUGUGCCCAAAGCUUCCACCAUCCCCAGCUUCCCUUGUGUUGUGCCCUCCAGCCCCCAGCAGCUCAUUCUCCCUCUCGUGGGUGUCUGCAUGGCCUCCUCUGUCCAGGUCAUGCCUCCCGAGAGUGGGGUCCCAGCCCUGCUACUCCCCACGCCCGGAGCCCGCUCUUCCUGUGGCUCCCUUUGCUGUUUGGGUGAUCUGCCAGCACCUGUGUCCCUGCUGUUGGUGGAGCCCCUGAGGGCAGACCGGCAGCCAUGAGCACAGUGCCUGGGUGUGUGUGGCACCACAGGGCUGUGGGAUGGCCUUGUCGGGGCAGAGGAAGGCCCAUGGGCACGUGGACGUCCUGAGCCUCACCGGGCUGUUCGUUCUGUAGAGACGAGUUCUGCACUGCUCAGAGCGUGGCUUAGGGACUGGCCUAGUGGGGAAAAUGAAACUGCAGCCUGUUGGGCCUGCUGCUGCUGCUGCUGCUGCUGCUGCUUAGGGAGGGGGGGCUGGCCUGGGGCCAUCCUCCUCCGCUGUGGCUCCUGGAGAGUGUCUGCUGGCCGUCUCCCCGUGCGCCCAGGCUGUGUGUGUGCAUGCAUUCGGGACACCACAGCUCCCAUGGUGGCUGGUGUUGAUAGGGUUGUGCCCUGGCUGCUUUCCUGAUGGCUCUGUGCUCCCGGCAGCAGCUGGUGCCGCGGGCUGUGUCCUGACUCCUGCAGGGCUUCACACCGACAGAGGUGCUGGGACAGCUUCUGAGGGGCAGUGGCUGGAGAUGCUGGGGUCUCUUGAUUGGCAGGAAGCACAGAAGUGCGGCUCCCAUGUGGGUGGGUGGGGCUCCCGAUGAGCCCGUGUUGUCAGGGGGCUGUCACUGCCCCUGGGGUCCACACUGACUCAGGACGAGGAGACAACAUUGUCCUCUCACAUGUUUGCAUUUUCGGGACGUGGCGGUCUUCUGUGUGCAGACCAGCCAGAAGAAAGGCCAGGGGGCCAUGCCCCUCCAUGUGCCCCCAUGGGGAGCUGCUCUGGGCAUUUCUGUUGGGCUGGGUGCCCUGUGGCCCUGGCUGGCCGCAGCCUCAGCCCAGCACGGUCCAGGCACCCCAGAAGCUGGUUGGCCCCUUCUCUCUCCAGGGCCAUCCAGUGGGAGAGCCACUUUGAGUGCCUCCGGCUAUGUAUACACUGCAGGGCAGGGCAGCCCAUCUUGUCUGUCUGUCCCCAGCCCGAGCAGUGACUGGGCUGGUCUGGGCCGGACAAGGGUGAGGGGGUGCCAUCAACCUGGAGCUCAUCAGCAGAGCUGCUGCCUGUGUUCAGAAGGGCUUUCCUGGGGGCUUGGCAGCAGAGGACCUUGAGGUCGACCCCGGGACCUCUCUGAUGGGUCCUUCUUGCAGGCCGAGGACGGCCCUGUCCCUUCCCUUCUGGUCCCACCCCCACCGCCUUUUCUGACAGCCAUGCCACUUUGGAAAAGGCCGAUUCAGAUGCUCCCUUAUUUAACCAGCCUUGGCCGGCCCUGGUCUCUGGAAAGGGAGCAGCUGUUUGUCUCUGCCAGGCGUCCCAUUGGUCAGGGAGUGAGGGUGGAGGGCCGAGAGAGGCUGCAGGGCCCGGCAGCAGGCACUUGUGAGUGCUGGCCAGCCGGCACCCCGCCCCACGUCCCCUCCUCACCUCCCCAUCCCACCUCCCCUCCUCAACUCCCCUCCCCACCUCCCCAUCGCCCACAUCAUGCUGGGAGACCACUGCAGUCUCCCUGAAGACCAAGCCCUGCCCAGCCAGUCCCCGCAAACCGGACUCUGCUGCAAAAUGGUGCUUCAGGCCGUCAGCAAAAUGCUCAGGAAGUCCAAAGCCAAGCCCAAUGGCAAGAAGCCCGCUGCGGAGGAGCGGAAGGCCUACCUGGAGCCUGAGCACACCAAGGCCAGGAUCACCGACUUCCAGUUCAAGGAGCUGGUGGUGCUGCCCCGCGAGAUUGACCUCAACGAGUGGCUGGCCAGCAACAGUGCGCAGGGGCCUGGGGGGCCCCUUCCCUGCUGCCCGCUCCUCCUCGAAGCCCCUCCUGAAGGAGGACCCCCGCAGCUGUGCUCAGCAGCCCCCGGCUCCACGACGUUUUUCCACCACAUCAACCUGCAGUAUAGCACCGUCUCGGAGUUCUGCACGGGGGAGACGUGUCAGACCAUGGCCGUGUGCAACACACAGUACUACUGGUAUGAUGAGCGGGGGAAGAAGGUCAAGUGCACGGCCCCACAGUACGUUGACUUCGUCAUGAGCUCCGUGCAGAAGCUGGUGACGGAUGAGGACGUGUUCCCCACAAAAUACGAGAAUUCCCCAGCUCCUUUGAGUCCCUGGUGAGGAAGAUCUGCAGACACCUGUUCCACGUGCUGGCACACAUCUACUGGGCCCACUUCAAGGAGACGCUAGCCCUGGAGCUGCACGGACACUUGAACACGCUCUACGUCCACUUCAUCCUCUUUGCUCGGGAGUUCAACCUGCUGGACCCCAAAGAGACCGCCAUCAUGGACGACCUCACCGAGGUGCUAUGCAGCGGGGCCGGCGGGGUCCACAGUGGGGGCAGUGGGGAUGGGGCCAGCAGCGGGGGCCCGGGAGCACAGAACCACGUGAAGGAGAGAUGAGCCGCCUGGGCUGGACAGGGGCGCACGUGUGCAAAAGGACGGUGGUGUGUGUCCUCUCCUGCAUCUGCGUGUGCACACAUGUGCUUGGCACGCGUGUGGUGAGGUCUGAGAAGGCCCCGGGCUGCGCUGGUGUGGGCUGCACAGACGCAGACAGCCCCGGCCAUGUCCUGCGGCCCCCUGUCGGAUGGAUGCGUGCCGUUUGUAGAGAAGAGCCUCUGGGCCCGUUCGCUCGUUCAGCAGACACGCGUGGGACUGAUGCUUCGAGUUUUCUUCUGUGGGGUUUUCCUUUCUCUGGUCUCCGUGCAGCCCCUGCCCUCCCUCGGGUGCUGCUGGCCUCCGAGGAGGAACUUGGUGGGGGCGUCUCCCCCAGGAGGGUGUGAUUUGCAGACUUGGGUCUCUGCUCUGCUUUGGGGUGGGGCUUGCUUUCACAGAGACCCCUUCUUCCCUCUUGCCCCUUCCUCUCCUGGCCUUGCCAGGAGUCUUGGCUGUUGGCAGCUCAGAGGUGGGGGAGGCCUGUGGUGCGGGGUGCCCUGCACCUGCUCCUGUUGCCCCUUCCUGCUGCCUCCUCCAUGCCCAAGGAACGCCCUGGUGCAGUCCUCAGGCAAGGCCAGGAUGGGGCUGAGGCCCUGCGUGGAGAUGCUGCACCAGCAGAAGGCUGAGACCCGCUUACCUUAGUUCAUCUGUUCACUCGUAAUAAAAAGAAUUCUCUCAGGUCA